This is a messenger RNA of Suillus plorans, 402 nucleotides long. RefSeq lists its product as uncharacterized. The annotation marks the transcript as partial. The record is from RefSeq and is a predicted model, not a curated record. The transcript has a single exon. Lineage: Eukaryota; Fungi; Basidiomycota; Agaricomycetes; Boletales; Suillaceae.
AAUCUAACACUCAGUAAUUGGCUAACUGUAGUCAGAUAUUAUGACAACAACCAGCCUAUAUCACAGAAAGAUGUUAUUAAGCAUUUCAAGAAUCUUCCUCAGGGUGCUUUGAGAUUUACUCAAUCAUCCCUCUCUCAUCACAUUACAGCAAAAGGAUAUAGCAAUGGUCAGGCCCAUUUGUCAUCAAAUACAACAGCUCUUUCAGAAAAAAGGGCCUGGAUUGUUACUCAGCCAGAUGUUAAAAAGGCACUCAUUUUGUGGAUCGGUCACAUAGAGCAGAAACAUGAAACUGUUACAGACCCAAUGCUUAUGGCAAAACAUGCAAAAUUUGAGGAAGUCAUGGAUAUACCAGAGGAUGAGAGGUCAAAAAGAGUGGUUGGAUACAAUUUUACAGUGUAUUGA